Diceros bicornis minor is the source of this 2325-nucleotide messenger RNA. It is a transcript of the gene SRRM5, whose product is annotated as serine/arginine repetitive matrix 5. The record is from RefSeq and is a predicted model, not a curated record. Lineage: Eukaryota; Metazoa; Chordata; Mammalia; Perissodactyla; Rhinocerotidae. The coding region runs from base 1 to 2325 and encodes 774 amino acids. The transcript has a single exon.
AUGCCUUCUCCAGCUACAAGAUCCUCAAAGCCCAGCAUGUCUCCAGCGUCCACUGGACCCUCCAUGCCCACAGCGUCUCCCAAGCCUCCCGCCUCCUUGAAGACCACCAAAGCAGAGAUGCCCAACAGCUCCUCAGUGCCCACCAAGCCACUGACAGCCCCCAACUUGCUCACGAGCCCGAGCAGUUCCAAGUCUACCAAAGGGGCAGGUACAAAGCCAGCCCCUUCUAACCAGCCCAGCAGCAAGUCCCGAGUCCACAGCAGGGCAAGAACAUCCAGCAAGGCCAGCACUGAUACCAGGGCCAGCACUGACACCAGGGCCAGCAAACUGAGCAAGGCCAGUGGAGUAAGACACCACCGGCGGAGGGGCACGCAGAGCCGGGGCAGAACUCCUGCCAGAAGGGGAAGCCACAGCUCCAAGAGGUCACCCAGUAGGGCCAGCACUCCCAGGAGGAUGAGAACUCAUGGUGCCAGACCCAGCAGGAUGAGAACUCCUACUUCCCAGCAAAAACAGAAUAGAGGGAAGAGUUACAGCCGGCCUAGAACUGGCAACCAGGAAAGGAGUGAGAGCCAGCCUAGAGAUAUGAGCAGAGAGAAGAACUACAGCCCACCAGGAGCCACGAGUAUGGAGAAGAGUUCCAGGCUGGCUGUAACCAGCAGUACAGCAAAGAGUUCCAGCUCCACUAGAACUCUCGUCAAGGAGAAGGGUUCCAGCCAGUCUCCAUCAUCAUCGAGGGUAAAGAGUUACAGUCAGAUGAUCAGCCCCAGCAGGGAACGGAGUUCCAGCCCCACUGAAGUGUCCAGCAGGGUCCAGAGUUACAACCAGGGUAGUGCCCCCACCAGGACCCGAAGUCACGGCCUGUCUGGCGCCCCCAGCAGGACCCAAAGUCACAGCCAGUCUAGCGCCCCCAGCAGAACCAAAAGUCACAGCCGGUCUAGCACCCCCAGCAGGACCCGAAGUCACAGCCUGUCUGGCACCCCCAACAGGACCCGAAGUCACAGCCUGUCUGGCGCCCCCAUCAGGACCCCAAGUCACAGCCGGUCUAGUACCCCCAGGACUCGAAGUCACAGCCAGUCUAGUGUCCCCAGGACCCGAAGUCAUAGCCGGUCUAGCACCCCCAUCAGGACCCGACAUCACAGCCGGUCUAGCACCCCCAGCAGGACCCAACGUCAUAGCCGGUCCAGUGCCCCCAGGACGCAAAGUCGUAGUGCGUCCAGCACCCCUGUCAGGACCCGAAGUCAUAGCCGGUCUAGCACCCCCAGGACCCAAAGUCACAGCCAGUCUAGAACACCCAGAAGGGCAAGAAGUCGCAGUCGGAAGAGGGCCCACAGCAGGAUGAGAAGUCACAGUUGGAACAGAAAUCAUAGUAGGGCAAGAAGUCGUACCUGGAAGGGAAGUCCCAGCCAGAUGAGAAAACAUAGCCAGUCUAGAACCUGCAGCAAGGGGAAAAGUUAUAACCAAUCUAGAACCCCCAGAAGGGAAAGAAGUCACAGCCAGUCUAGAAGCCCCAGCAAGGAGAGAGAUCACAGACAAUCUAGAAGCCCCAGCAAGGAGAGGCGUCACAGACAAUCUAGAACCCUCAGCAAGAAGAGAGGUCGCAGACAAUCUACAACCCCCAGCAGGGAGAAAGAUCAGAGCCAAUCUGGAACCUCCAGCAAGGAAAGAGAUCACAGCCGAUCUAGAACUCCCAGAAAAGAGCGUUAUCACAGCCGAUCUAGAACCCCCAGCAAGGAAAGAGAUCACAGCCGAUCUAGAACUCCCAGAAAAGAGAGCUAUCACAGCCGAUCUAGAACCUCCAGCAAGGAAAGAGAUCACAGCCGAUCUAGAGCUCCCAGAAAAAAGAGUUAUCACAGCCAAUCUAGAACCCCCAGCAAGGAAAGAGAUCACAGCCAAUCUAGAACUCCCAGAAAAGAGAGCUAUCACAGCCAAUCUAGAACCCCCAGCAAGGAAAGAGAUCACAGCCAAUCUAGAACUCCCAGAAAAGAGAGCUAUUACAGCCAAUCUAGAACCUCCACAAAAGAGAGGCAUCACAGACGAUCUAGAACCUCUAGCAAGAAAGACCACAGCCGAUCUAGAACCCCCAGCAAGGAGAGCAAUCCCAGCCAAUCUACAACCCCCAGAAGUCUCAACCGGAAGGGAUCCUCCAGCAGGGCACAGAGUCCCAAUCAGAAUAAAAUACCUACCGAGACAAAGAGCCACUCCCCCUCAAGAUUUCUUAGUGGAGCCCCAAUCCCAAGCCACGACAAUGUUCAAGCCAACACCACCACCUCUAAGGCCACCUCACCUGGAGAGAGGUCCUCAUCAUCUUCUUCCAAGCUGGCGUAG